CAGGAAGGGACUGAAUGACAACUUGCAGAGUUGUUCUUGCUCGAGCAGCCGGAAGGAGGGAUUUACCGGGAAGAGUGCGUAAAGAGGAGGGAGAGCAAGAGUCGCGAAGGACAGUCAGUGUCGGAGGUGUGGGUCCAGGAUUGACUUGACUUUCUCCGGUCCAUCCCUCCUUCAGAAUCCGCGCCGCGGAGCCAUCCGACGGCUUCCCGUCGUCCUCACCCCAAGUGUCCCUUACGUGUCUGCGCGAGGACUGGCAGAGCCGCGGAGCCUGAGGUGAAACAGAGACCAGCUGAGCGACACCAGGACUGAGAAUCAUGGAGAUCUGUCCUACUUCAAGGAAACUUACUUUGCUCUCCUUUCUCCUGGGGCUCUCAGGCGUAUGGGCCAACAUCGAAAUGUCUCAAACCAGCAUGGAAGUGGUCAAAGGUAAACUGGUGCAGCUAAUAGCCUCGUACGUCGGAAACCCAAACACUGACCUGGCCACCAGCACCAUCAUCUGGAACUUUGUGACGGACAGCACCCAGCAGGUCAUCAGCUACACCAAAGGCAUCAUCAACGAGGGCAGCCCCCAGUUUAGGGGCCGCGUCGGGUUCCUGAAGGCCAUGCCUUCGAGUGAUGUUUCUCUGUACAUCAACAACACCAGGGAGUCUGACUCUGGCCGUUAUGUGUGUCAGAUCAUCAUUCCUUCUGUUAUUGCUAGUCCCGCUGAGGUCUUUCUUGAAGUGAAGGUCCCUCCUGCUGUUCCCAAGUGCUCUGUGACCGGGAAGCCAGUGCUGAAAGGAAACGUGACUCUGACGUGCACGUCUAGUGCCGGGAAGCCUGUCCCGCUGUACAAGUGGAGGAGAACCAGUCCUACCUCUGAGGUCUUUUUUGCACCGAUGCUCAAUGAAAACACUGGGGAUCUGAAGUUGAGCAACCUGAGCAGCAACAUGUCCGGGAUGUACGUGUGCACAGCCAGCAACACAGCAGGAAGUGAAACCUGCUCCAUCACCCUGGACAUCAUCAACACCAGUAAGGUUGGAAUGAUUGUUGGCGCAACAGUUGGAUCGGUCCUCGGUUUCAUCUUCCUCCUCUGUGUCUGCGUCGGGUUUCUGUUCAUUUUCAAGAGAAGAAGAGACAACGAGGACGACAUGGCCAAUGAAAUCAAGGAAGACGCUCAGGCUCCGAAGCGCGUCUCCUGGGCGAAGAGCGGGAUGGGCUCUGAUGUCAUCUCGAAGAACGGCACGCUGUCCUCCAUCGCCUCCAGCCCGCGCCACAAAGACAACCACCACCACCUGCAGCAGUAUCCCCAGCAUCCUGCAUCGGACACCGCCUCCAUCAUCACAGCCACAGGCAGCGCCGCCGGCUACAGACCUCCCCGCCACCAGGGGGCCUCCACUCCCACUCAUUACAGCUACAACAACAGCAGCACGCUGCCCCACGGACAGCCCGCCUCCGCCCAGGCCGCCAACGGCAGUUCGCAGGCGGUCCAGGAGCGCUACGGCCACCUGCCCCAGGCCCAGCAGCUGCCCCAGACCUACACCCAGCUGCAGGGGCAGUUCCAGCCCGCCCCGUCCCCGCCACCGCUGCCCACCUCCGCCAUCACAGCCUCCAACAUCCACCGCAUGGGAGGGGUGCCCAUCAUGGUUCCCGCGCAAAACCAAGCAGGUUCUCUGGUCUAACGGAAGUGCCGCGCCACGCAGUUAGACUGACCGGAGGCUCAGCCGGGUCUCUGCAGGGAACGCUUCAUGAUUUUAUUUUAUUUUUUUAGCAAACAGGACGAGAGGAAGAAGUCAUUUAUUGUUACAGGCUUUCAAAUCAGCAGGCUACCAUGACAACCAUUCAAGACAUGCUUUUUACUUGCUUUGUAUUCACUCUUUAUAUUCUGUUCUCACAAAUAACGUAUAGAUGAAAUUCUCUUUUCUACUUUUUUAUUGCCUGCUGUUCUCCUCCUGUUCACCCGGCAACCGGAUUGUUUUUUUUUUAAAGGAUUUAUUAUUCCCAAUUUUCGGCAAAGAUAUUACAGGAAAUACGCAGGACGUGAAUCUCUCAGCCACCCUUUCUUACAACAACUACCCGAAGGAAAUGUCGUUGUUCCUUAAGAGCCCUUCACAUGGCAACAUUUAAAGAAAAGGCCAGAAUAUGUUUGAUCUCUGCAAACACUUUGCAGCACGUGGAAGCAAGGCUCCCAGCAAAGCACUCAAACCUCAGUGAGUUUCUCAGGCGCAGAUGUUUUAGUCAUGACACUCCAGCAUCAUCUUUGGCACAGAGAAUGGAGAAACCACGAGGCUUGAAUCGCAGUUUUGCAUUUCCCCGCAGCCCGACUCUUAAACAGCAACUCCAAGGGUUGAAAGUCUCACUUUGAUCAGAUAAGCGACGAGAGGAAAAAGCACAAGUUCUGCAUGUGGAGUGCAUAAUUCUUUCAGUCUACUCAAACUAAGUCAUGCCUGCAGAGCACAAAGCGUCAGUCUUUGAGCCUGGGGGACGCGUCCGCACAGAGACCUGCCAAUAGCUGAAGAAAAUACCGUAUUGGUUUUCUCCUCCGCAGCCAUGACUUGAUGGUGGAGGUGCAGAAACUUCCCGUAUUUAGAGGGAGAUUCUGCACAUUGUGAGGAAGCAGCCUGAGGUGUUGUGAUGGAGACAGGUCUUUGCAUUUCUGUGAAAACCGGGUAGUUUAGAUUUGCUGUGAUCCAUUUAAUGUUAGAAGGAUUCUGGAGAUCCUGAAUUAGAUCCGGCUUGAAGAAACGAGGGGUUGGUUUGGGUGGACGGAGUUCUGUUUGAAACAUUCUCUAGUCUCUAGUCUUGGAAACUGCUUAUGAUUCUGAAUCAGAACUGGUUUGUUGUAGCUCUGCAUAUUUUCAUCCUUUCAUUAUAAUAUGUCAAGUUUCCAGUAAGACAAAAGAAAUAUAUAAAUAUAAUAUUUAUUAGUUUCUAAAUGUGUUCCAGACAUUUGUUUCUUUUCUUUUUCAGGUCUAAUCUGUAUGGAUGAUGAUAUCGAACUUAGAUGGACUAUUUAUCUGAAACACUGGAUGCUAAACCAAAGACAAAAUCGUCUCCGUUCCUGACAUGUUACACCUUUUUACAGCAGCACUUUUACUUCAGGUCACUGUUACACAGAGCUUCCUUAGGUUUUAAUAUUGUCAGGGAAGAAUGUCACAAAUUGUUUCUCUCAGCUUCAGAAAUACCUGCUCAAAUGAAUCAUCCCUUCACUGAUAAAAACACUGAAUACUGAAAAUCCUUUAGAUAUUCUGAAGAUGCCUACGGACACCAGCUUUAUUCUCUCAAGCACAGUAGCUAGCUACAUGACAUUUAUGUUUAUGAUAGUUUAAUAAACAGUUGAUCAUUUUUGAAAUUAUAGAGGCAAGCAUAAAGACUCAAUAGAAGACAACUGUUGAGCAACGUAAGAAUUUUAUUAAUUUAAAAUUGUAACAGCUACUGCAAGAAAAUUAUGAAGCCACGUCGAACAAAUCCUUAUACAAGUGACCACGUUAGCAUUUUUACGUGCCUGCUUUGUUUCAGUUUGGUAAUGAAAAGGAAAACUGAGCUGUAAUAUAAGGCCGCAGUAAAACUCAUAGAUAUUUAUUAAACCUCCAAAUGUGGAGGUGAAACGUUGGGGACAAAAGCAGUGUGACUUUAAAACCUAUUGAAUAUUUUACAGGGUAAAAACUGUGUUGAACUAUGAAGCGCUGCAACAACGACCCCGUGUUUAAAACAAACAAACAGGAAACUUUAAGCUAAACUGUUGACAAUGGUAUCAAAAAACCCAAUCAGAUAAAGUUUGGGUUUUACUUUGAAUCGUGUUUCUGGUGUAGGGAUUAACUCUGAAGGGCUGACCUUUCUUCAUAUUUUUAUUAUUAUUAUUAGUUUAUAACCACCAAAAGUCAUAACUCACUAUUCCUGAUCAAUUUGCACAUUCUGAAAUAUUUCGUAGGAAGAGUUACAAACUAAAAAUUGUGUCAGAAAUGGUAGGAGGAAUCCAAUCAAGAGUAAAAAUGUAAAAACUAUUUGUUGGUUUAUAGAGAGAAGCUUCUCCACUUGCAGGAAUUUAAACAUUCUGACUAUGAACAAAUAAAUUAUCUUCUUUAGGAAUGUAUCCAGGUGACCACAUAUAUAAGUUUCCUUAUUGAAGAUGUUUUAUUUUUUAUAUGUAUUUGGAUUUCUUGUCCGCUUUUAAAAAAUGUUUGUCAUAUUUUCUCCUGCUGUACUUUGGACGCACGGAGACAUUUAUUAGCUGCCUGGCUUCCACAGAAAGUGAAAACAUUCCAGAACCACCUAUCCUGAAACAAAUGAGUUGAAAUGUUUCUUAGCUGUGGAGCAUUUCUGCUGAAUGUCGACGACACUUAAAUCAAACUGGAAAAUGUUUCAUUUCUUACGGUUAUCAGAGUUUUAGAGUGUGACCGAGUCGUUUCAAUGUGUACAUUGAUGAUUAUAAUGCAUUGUUAAAGUCGAGCCUUUAUUUUUCUACAGCAAAUAUAAGAGCACAUGAACAGCGUUUCUUUUUACUAUGUAACUUUAUGAACUAAAUAAAUGCUCUCCAUCACAGCUGGAUGCAUCCUAGAGGCUCUGUGGACAAACAGGCGGUGAAGCAUCUUAUUUAUACAGAAGGCUUGAAGUCCAGACAUCGGUGUGCAUUGUCCACUUGUAUUCUCCAUUCAUGUUCAUGGAAAAAAAAAAGCCUGAUAUUUUCAAAUAAAUAUAAACAAAC
Molecule: messenger RNA, 4684 nt
Organism: Xiphophorus maculatus (southern platyfish)
Lineage: Eukaryota; Metazoa; Chordata; Actinopteri; Cyprinodontiformes; Poeciliidae
Gene: esama
Product: endothelial cell adhesion molecule
Exons: 7
Coding region: 315-1661 (448 amino acids)
Biological process (GO): homophilic cell-cell adhesion
Cellular component (GO): plasma membrane; adherens junction
Molecular function (GO): cell-cell adhesion mediator activity
Source: RefSeq, a predicted model, not a curated record